This is a messenger RNA of Rhinopithecus roxellana (golden snub-nosed monkey), 2807 nucleotides long. RefSeq names its product Src homology 2 domain containing E (gene SHE). The record is from RefSeq and is a predicted model, not a curated record. NCBI's taxonomy places the organism in Eukaryota, Metazoa, Chordata, Mammalia, Primates, Cercopithecidae. Gene Ontology annotation, molecular function: phosphotyrosine residue binding. The coding region runs from base 259 to 1746 and encodes 495 amino acids. The transcript is spliced from 6 exons.
AAAGAGCAGGGGGAAGCCCCCGGCCCCCUCCGCGAGCCACGGUGUCCUCGGGCCGGGCAGGCGUUGAAGACGAGCCCGGGCGGGGCCCCCGUGUUCGUGCCUGUCGCCUGCCGUGUCCGGAGCAGAGGCUAGCGCCCGCCCGCUCGGCGCCCCGGGCCGUGAGGACCCCACCCUGCCGGGCGUGGGCGACGGCCGGACGGGUGGCGGAGCAGCCGUCGCGGGGCCUCGCCGCGGCCUCCAGCGCCCGAGUCACGGGGAAUGCAGUGGCCCCCGACCCCUGGCGCCUCUGCGUGUCUGGGCUGGGCCUCCUCGCUCGCCUCCUUCACGGCCGCGACGCUCCUGGGCCGAGCCGGCCCGGGCCCCCUCAUGGCGGCCAAGUGGUUCAAGGAGUUCCCCCUGAACCUGAAGACCGUGUCGGAGCGGGCCAAGCCCGGGGGCGGCGGCGGCAAACUGCGCAAGAACUCGGAGGCGGGCGGCGCUGGGCCGGGUCCUGGCAAGGGCCGCAAGAACUCGGCGGCCGAGCUGGGGAGCGGCAGGGCCGGCAUCGGCCCCAAGGACAGCCGGCUGUCCCGCGACAGCCUGCAGGGUCUGAUUCAGGCCGCCGCGGGCAAGGGCCGCAAAAACUCCCGGGCCACAGAGGAGGAGCCCCACCGGGGUGCGACCAAGAGCUCCGGCUGCAGCACCUACAUCAACAGGCUCAUCAAAGUGGACACUCAGGAGAAGAACGGGAAGAGCAACUACCCCAGUAGCAGUAGCUCCAGCUCCAGCUCCUCUUCCUCCGCGUCCUCUUCCCCUUCCUCCCUGGGGCCUGAGCUGGACAAGGGCAAGAUUAUUAAGCAGCAAGACACGGUCAUCAUUUUAGAAGACUAUGCUGACCCUUAUGAUGCUAAACGCACAAAGGGUCAAAGGGAUGCAGAGAGAGUCGGAGAGAACGAUGGUUACAUGGAACCAUAUGAUGCACAACAAAUGAUAACAGAAAUUAGACGACGGGGUUCCAAAGAUCCCCUGGUGAAGGCUCUCCAGCUGCUUGACAGUCCCUGUGAACCUGCAGAGGGUGGCCUGAAGUCAGAGACCUUGGCCAAAAGACGGAGUUCCAAGGACCUCCUGGGGAAGCCGCCACAGCUGUACGACACUCCCUACGAGCCUGCAGAAGGGGGGCCCAGGGCAGAGGGGAAGGCAUGGCCCCCUGACAGCCGGCUGCCUGAGAACGAUGAGCGGCCCGCGGCUGAGUAUGAGCAGCCGUGGGAGUGGAAGAAGGAGCAGAUCGUGCGGGCUCUGUCAGUCCAGUUUGAAGGAGCUGAGCGACCUUCCAUCAAGGAGGAGACAGUGAGGCAGCACCACCGGCAGAAGAGCUGGACCCAGAAGAUCCUGAAGCCAGCCCUCUCGGACCACAGUGAGGGGGAGAAAGUGGACCCGGGCCUGCCCCUGGAGAAGCAGCCCUGGUAUCAUGGUGCCAUCAGCCGUGCUGAGGCUGAGAGUCGACUACAGCCCUGCAAAGAAGCUGGUUACCUGGUUCGAAAUAGUGAAUCAGGGAACAGCAGGUACUCCAUUGCCCUAAAGACUAGUCAAGGAUGUGUCCACAUCAUAGUGGCUCAGACCAAAGACAACAAAUACACACUGAAUCAGACAAGCGCUGUGUUUGACAGCAUCCCUGAAGUGGUACACUAUUAUUCCAAUGAAAAGUUGCCUUUCAAAGGGGCAGAACACAUGACUUUACUCUACCCCGUGCACAGCAAGCUUCACUAAGGUUCAGCCACUGCAAGCCCUGGGCCUCUGGCACCUGCAAGGGCACCAUCAGCGCACGACCAGCAUCUCAGAGGACAAGGCUGGACUAGCAAUUGCUAGAAAAUGGGAGUCUUCCUUGAAAAGUCGGAAUCUUUUGUUUUGUUUUGUUUUGUUUGAGACAAAGUCUCACUGUGUCGCCUAGGCUGGAGUGCAGUGGUGCAGUCUUGGCUCACUGCAACCUCUGACUGCUGGGUUCAAGCCUUUCUCCUGCCUCAGCCUCCCAAGUAGCUGGGACUAUUAAGUGCGCGCCACCACUCUCGGCUAAUUUUUUGUUUUGUAUUUUUAGUAGAGACGAGGUUUCACCAUGUUGGUCAGGCUGGUCCCAAACUCCUGACCUCAAAUGAUCCACCCACCUCAGCCUCCCAAACUGCUGAGAUUACAGGCAUGAGCCACCGCACCUGACCAAGUCUUUGGUCUUAAAGUGAUUCCAUGACACUUUGUUUCUGACCUGUCCCUUGUUUCCUUGCUAAGUAGUUCUACAAUAAGAAAUCAUGAUUUGGCUGUUGCCUCCAGCUCUGGAGUUUGGCGUUCUUUUUAUGGUGUGACCCUCAGGAAAGUUCAGUCAAGAGUUCAGGAGCAUCAGAGUUCUCCAGAAAUGUGCCUACUUAAUACCUGGAAUACCUGGUCUCUAAACAAACCAACAAAAAAUCCACGUGGCUUUUUCACACGAUGGUGCGGACUGGAAGAGUAUGUUAUAUCGGACUCAUUAUUGGGGAAAUAAAUGAGCGGUAGAAAGUGUGAAUGAUGGGCAAGAAGGUUGUAUUUCUCCCUCAGAAGUCGUAAUUCAGCUCUAGAGUUCAUGGAAAUUCACAACUUCAGAGUGUGGCCUAAGGAUUAUUUUGUUGGUCAGCCUUUCCAAGAAAGUGUGUGUUCUCUCAAUCUCUAUGGAUUUUUCUCGUUUUUUAGCAAAUCAAUGAGAUAAGCAUAAAUAGGAAGAUACCCCAGGUUUAAGUAUCACCAAUAUUGUUAAGCAUUAGCAUCAUUAUUAGAAUUCUGAAUUAUAGAAUAAAAGGUACAACAAA